Molecule: messenger RNA, 2724 nt
Organism: Acytostelium subglobosum LB1
Lineage: Eukaryota; Evosea; Eumycetozoa; Acytosteliales; Acytosteliaceae
Exons: 3
Coding region: 1-2724 (907 amino acids)
Cellular component (GO): nucleolus
Molecular function (GO): nucleic acid binding; ATP binding; RNA helicase activity
Source: RefSeq, a predicted model, not a curated record
AUGAAGUUAAAGGGAUCAUUAAAGAAUAAAGCAUCAAGUGCUGCUGCUACUGUAGCACCAACAACUACAACUACAUCCACAACUACUACACCAUCUACAACAUCGACACCAAAGACUAAGAAGGUGACAAAGAAGAAUAAUAAUACAAAGAAACAGAAUACUACUACAAAGACAAAGACAUCUGGUGUUAAUAGAUCGAUCAAUGCAAAGAUGGAGGAUGAUGAGAUUGACGUUGGCUCGGUGAUGUCGCUGAAGAAGUCGGCGUCCAAGCAGAAGAAGCAACCAUCAUGGUCGACAAUCAAGUUGGACGACAACCAUAUGUCAACCUUUGAUUACAGUGGCUUUGUCGGUCUGGAGGUGAUGGAUGCCAACGACUACUUUGUGCCAGGCGAGUCAAACAAGAAGAGAAAGAAUAGAGACGAUGACAAUGAUGAGUUCAAGGAGUAUCGCGACAUCCAGGUCGACGAAGAUGAGGUCAAGCACCAGGCCACCGGUGGCAAGGGCAAGCGUACAUCAACAACAAAGCCAAAGGAGGAUAACAAGAACAAGAACAAGAAGCAGAAGGCUACAACUACUACUCCUGCCUUUGCCGCUGCCGCUGCUGCUGCUGCCGCUGCUGCCGCUGCUGCUACUGCUGACAAGCCAGCUCAAGCACAGAAGGGCAAGUCCAAGGAGCAACAACCACAACAACAACAAACUGAGCAGAAGCAGAAGCAUGCAACUCAAACACAGAAGGGCAACAAGGAGCAAUCAAAGAGUGAGAAGCGUCAACAGAGGAAUCAACAACAGGCCAUGAAGACUAUAUUGGAUGAGAAGGCCCAGGAGAGUAUAGAUGUAUCAGCUUGGGAGCAGUACAAUAUUGAUCCACUACUCAUUAAGGGACUCAAGGGACUGGGCUUUGGACAACCAACUGAGAUCCAGAGCAAGGUUAUCCCAUACGCCGUCAAUGGCAGUGAUAUCAUUGGUGCCGCAGAGACUGGCUCUGGCAAGACAUUGGCAUUCGGUAUUCCAAUCAUUAAUAGCAUACUUCAGUACUUGAGAUCAACUGGACAGCAGGUGGAGAAGACUCAGACAGAGAGUGAUGAUGUCGAGGAGGAGAUAGAGACAAAGGUUGAUGAUGAUGUGGAGCAGGCAGAUGAAGAGAAGGACGACGAGGAAGAGGCAGAGCCAGAGGAGAAGGCCAAGAGAAUCAGGAGUCCAUUGUACUCUUUGAUCUUGUGCCCAACUCGUGAGUUGGCAAUCCAAGUGUCUGAUCACUUGAGAGCAGUUGCACAUCAGACUUGUGUAAAGGUCGUCACGAUCGUUGGUGGUAUGGCACCACAGAAGCAGGUUAGACUACUGUCUCGUGGACCACAUAUUGUUGUUGCCACGCCAGGUAGACUCUGGGAGCUCAUUCAAGAGGGCCACGCACAUCUAUUAGAGCUAUCUCAUCUGAUGAGCUUUGGCAUUGACGAGGCUGAUCGUAUGGUCGAGAAGGGUCACUUCCAAGAGGUGGACAACAUCUUGAAGUUGUUGCCAAUAUAUGACAAUCAGAAGGAUAAGGAAAAGGAACAGGAGAUAGAGAUGGAGAAGGAACAGGGAGAGGACGAUGGCGACAAUGAGGUAAUGGAGCAAGAAGAGGAAGCCGAGGAGGAGCCAGACGAGUUGGAAAUGGAGAUUGAGCGAAGAUUGGCCACAACAGCAUCAAUCUUCAAAAGACAAACAUUCAUCUUCUCAGCGACCAUCGUUGGAAUCCCCGAUGUGGGAGGUGCUGGAAAGAAGGGCGCUCCUCGCAACAAGCGCAAGAAUAGGACGCCACUGGACGACCUGCUCGCAAAGGUCAGGUUCCAGAGGAGAUACCAGUUGGUCGAUUGUACAAUGAAGAAGCUGACAGCGCAGACGCUGAAGGAGACCAAGAUUGUGUGCAGCCUGGAGGAGCGCGACGUCUUCCUCUACUACUUUGCUGAUAGGUAUCCUGGCAAGACACUGGUGUUUGUCAACUCGAUUGAUUGUGCGCGUAGACUGCUGCCAAUCUUCACCAGUCUCAGGCUGCCUGUGUACCCACUGCAUGCCCAGAUGCAACAGCGCCAACGUCUAAAGAACCUGGACCGAUUCAGAGAGCUCGACAACGUGAUCCUGCUCGCCACGGAUGUGGCGGCGCGUGGUCUCGAUAUCCCCAACGUGCAACACGUCAUUCACUUCCAGGUGCCCCGUUCACUCGAGUUGUACAUCCACAGGAGUGGUCGUACCGCCAGAUCAAACCGCGAUGGUAUCUCUGUUGUGAUGGUGACGCCAAAGGAGACGGCCACAUACCAGAAGUUGGAGAAGGCUCUGGAUCACCCCGUCGAGCCAUUCCCCGUGGACCUUCGCUAUCUGGAUGCGAUCCGCGAGCGCAUCAACCUGGCGAUUCAGAUCGACAAGAUGUCCCAUCAGUCCUCGAAGCUCAAUGUCGAGAAGAACUGGUUCAUCAACACAGCACGCGAGUUGGACAUUGCCCUGGACGAUGAUUAUUAUCAAAUGUCCGAUGAUGAGGAGCAACAGACAAAGAGAUACAAGAAGGAUCAGCAGAUGAAGCAACUCAAGCAGCAAUUGAACAUGUUGCUCGGCCUCAAUAUCUUGCCACGUGGCGCAUCAUCAAAAUACAUCACAUCAUCCAGUAUCUCCGAGCUGGAUGUCAAGACCAAGUCCACGGCCACCACCGACCUCCAGCAUCUAAACAAGAAGAAGAAGCAAAAGACUAAAUAA